This is a messenger RNA of Punica granatum (pomegranate), 2962 nucleotides long. NCBI's taxonomy places the organism in Eukaryota, Viridiplantae, Streptophyta, Magnoliopsida, Myrtales, Lythraceae. The record is from RefSeq and is a predicted model, not a curated record.
GGUCCCUCCUUUGAUGUGAACAGCCAACACCCACCCCUUCCUCUCUCUCUCUCCUGCUCCUCCUCCCUUUGCCUCCUCUCUUCUUCCACCCCCAACCCUUCCUUUUUGCCCUAUCUGAUAGGGUUUUCACACGCCUUGGAGCCUCCGCCCCUCUGAUGCAUUCGUGCCCUCGGGAGACAUACGCCGCCGUUUUGGUCUCGAUCGUUGCCGGGUCCCUAUUUUUUGCUCUCCUCGGAGAGUUCUUGGGUGCGAGUCGGUGCAAAUUUGACCUCUCGGGGUUUUUUGGGCCUUACCCAUGUCGAAGGUCUACGGAUUUCCUGGUAAGAGAGACUUUUUCCGCGGGGAUUCAAUAUGCUCGAACCCCAAAGAGCCUAGCCUCUUUUUGUCCCUCGGUCGCCGCGUCGAUGUUUACUUCCCUCCAAACAAGAAAUCCCGCGUCAGUGCUCCGAUUGUUUUCAGAGAGAACCUUGUUGAGCCUAAGGUUGUCUCCGUCGAAGUUCUUCCCGAUGAGUGCCUCUUCGAGAUCCUUAGAAGGUUGCCCGGGAACCAAGAGAGGAGUGCUUGCGCUUGCGUCUCGAAGCGAUGGCUCAAUCUUCUGAGUAACAUUCGUAGGGAUGAACUUAAUGCGGACGAGGUUGUCCUGAGGACUGUUGGAGAGACAGUCAAGGAAGAAGAGAAGGAGGAAACUCAGACAGAGAGCGAGAGUGAUGGAUAUCUCUCACGGAUCCUUGAAGGGAAAAAGGCCACAGAUACCCGCCUCGCUGCAAUCUCUGUAGGAACUGCUGCUCGUGGAGGGCUUGGCAAACUCCUUGUUAGGGGAAGCAAUACAACUCGCGGGGUCACAGAUAUCGGUCUACGUGCUGUUGCUCGAGGAUGCCCGAACCUCCAGGUUCUUUCCCUGUGGAAUGUCCCUUGCAUUGGGGACGAGGGCUUGGUUGAGAUUGCCAAGGGUUGUCCCCAUCUUGAGAAGCUUGACAUCCGUCACUGCCAUUCGAUCACUGACCGCUGCCUGGUUGCCCUUGCCAAGGGUUGCCCAAACCUGACGGAGGUGACGAUUGAGUCCUGCAGGAAGGUCAGCAAUGAGGGCCUGCAGACUCUUGCCAAGUGCUGUCUGAACCUGAAGUCUGUUUCGGUCAAGGACUGCCCUCUUGUUGGAGACCAAGGCAUUGCGGGUCUCGUCUCCAAUGCCUCCUUUGUGCUAACAAAACUGAAGCUUCAGGGACUGAAUGUGACUGAUCUGUCUCUUGCUGUGAUCGGACACUAUGGGAAGCAAGUAACUGAGUUAGUCCUUGAGAAUCUUAGUAAUGUGAGCGAGAGAGGCUUCUGGGUGAUGGGAAAUGGCCAUGGAUUGCAGAAAUUGAGGUCUCUUUCUGUCUCUUCCUGCCAGGGAGUGACUGAUCUUGGGUUUGAUUCCAUUGCGAAAGGCUGCCCAAACCUCAAACAGCUCAGUGUCAGAAGGUGCUCCGUGUUGUCUGACAAUGGGCUUGUCUCGUUUGCUAAGUCGGCAGUGUCCCUCGAGAAGCUCCAUUUGGAGGAGUGUCACAGGGUUACCCAGUAUGGGCUUUUUGGCUCGAUCAUAAGCUCUCGGGAAACCCUGAAGACUCUAUCUGUUGUGAACUGCUUUGGCGUUAAGGACUUUGACAGUUCCCCUCCGGUAGUUCCUUCCUGUGAGUCCCUGCGCUCCCUGUCCAUCAAGAACUGCCCUGGGUUUGGCGAUUCCAACCUUGUUAUUUUGGGAAAGAUCUGCCCUCGCCUGCAGAAUUUAGACCUCAGUGGGCUCUGCGGGAUAACUGAUUCGGGCCUCCUCCCACUCUCUGAGAGCUGUGAGGAUGGCCUCACUAGGGUUAACAUCAGCGGAUGCGUCAACCUCACAGACGAGGCUGUCACUGCUCUGUGCAGGAACCAUGGGUGGGGCCUCGAGGUCCUCAACCUCGACUCUUGUCCCAAGAUCGGGGAUAGGAGCUUGGGAGCAAUCUCUGAGAACUGCCAGCUCCUCAACGAUCUCGAUGUCUCAAAUUCUGCAGUCUCCGAUCUCGGGAUGGCAGCAUUGUCUCGUGGCGACCACCUCAACCUCCAGAUACUUUCCGUAGCUGGUUGCCACAUUUCUGACAAGUCCCUGCCGGCCCUGAAGAAGUUGGGCAAGUCUCUUGUGGGUCUGAAUCUGCAGCACUGCAAUGGGAUCAGCCGCCGCUCAGUUAACCGUCUUGUUGAGCAGCUUUGGAAGUGCGACAUCCUCUACUGAGAAUCCCUCAGUAAGGUAUAAAAUUUUUUUUUAAAAAAAGUUUGCGUUCUCGUCUUUUUGGGUCCAUAGGGGUGAUAUGGGUCUUUCCGAGUCUGGUCCACAUCCAUUACUUGGUUCUCUUUUUCCAGGGCAAAGGAUGGCCUGUUUUUGCGAGUUUCAUUGAGGGAACUCGUUACUAGUUUACUUCGACCCCACCAUUGAACGGGGUUGGAGAUUUUGGGCUACCUUUUCCCUGAGAAUUUAGCGACCAUGUUCUGGAGAUUGGUUAGUUUGUGUACACUUUGUUGGCCUAGCCGUCUUUCUCGCGUUUUUUUCGAACCCCAACUGGGUCCAUCAUGCGAUUAGGUCGGGUCUUUGGUCUUAUCUUUUCCUCAAAAGGCAGCAGUUAGUAGUCGAAGUGUUUGUGUGCUGUGGUCACAUUCUGCAGUUCCAAGUCGGGAUACCUCGUGUUUUCACAGGCUUUGGUGGUGGCAGAGCGAGUUAUCGACCGAUCUGCCAUGACGACCUCCGAAUUCGGGGUUGUUUUUUUGUUUUACCGAAGUCCUUUUUCCGGGAUUCUCCGAGGAAACUGUAGAUUGUGAUCUUAAUGUAAUAUCGUAAUCUUUCUAAGUUUGGAUGCUGCGGCCCUUGGUGGUUGGUUUGUAUGAACCUUCUGUCUUAUGAAAAUAUGUUAUGAUAAAUAAAUAAAUAAAAAUGUGUCCUUUUGUAAAAUUAGCUUUA